Messenger RNA from Musa acuminata subsp. malaccensis (wild Malaysian banana), 847 nucleotides. RefSeq lists its product as uncharacterized. The record is from RefSeq and is a predicted model, not a curated record. NCBI's taxonomy places the organism in Eukaryota, Viridiplantae, Streptophyta, Magnoliopsida, Zingiberales, Musaceae.
CAAUGAUUUCCAUGCACAGAGUACUAUAAUUAAGACACUACGCAGUAGCGGUUCAGAAUACAGCAGCUCACCUUUGUUGGGCAGUCACCGCAGCAGCAGAGCCUCUGGCCACACUCGCCUCUCCAACAAGAGAAGAAUGCAGCGCCAAUCCCUGGGAUCGCCUGGCGCUUCCGGAGGAGAUGGGAAGGAGGAGAAACGGAGGAGCAUUAUCGGCGCCGCUGGAUCUGCGGUUACGGCGCCGCCCGAGAAGCCGGAGGCGGCUUUCGAUGCGGACAAGCUGAUCCGGACGAGCACCAGGGCGGACAGGUCCAUCCAUCUCAUCCCCGUCUUCACCAUCCUCUGCCUCGUCGUCCUCUACUUCUUCUCCCACGAACCCACCCACGCAGAUCUUCAAACCUUCAGCGGCCCCGCCCUCCGCUUCGACACCAGAGAUGCGGUUUCGGGGACGGAGAGGGGAGGCGUAACGUCAGCAGCGAUUCACGAGAGCCAUCGGGGAAUGAAGGCAUCGGCGGCAGCGAGACGGCUGCGCCACCGAAAGCUUAAGAGCACCUAGCUCUCCCCCCCCCGCCACGUGCUGCGCACGUGGCUGGUUCCUUUGGGGAUUAGCUGAAGCUUUAUCUUAAUUGAUUAGCUGGUUAAGAGCGGAUUUUCCCACAAAUGUCUGAUAAGGAAGCACUAAUCGUAAUUAGUGCUUUCUAUCUCUUCUUUUCCCUUUCUUUUUCUGGUUUGAUUUCCCCAAGCUUGGAGCAGAGGAUUUCGUCUUAACCAGCCAGCUAAAAAGAUAGCGCAUAUCUCGAGGAAUCCGCAAAAGAAAUAAAAUGGGCAGUUGCUAUUAAUCCUCUGUUCA